AUGGACCCCACCUAUUUAAAGGUGGAGUUUAUCCAAAUCAAGGAUCCUCAUAAACUCAACUGUCUGACCGUGAAUCCCCAAUUAAAAGUCACAAAUUUGGAUAAGGCGGAUUCUAAUACUGCGGGUAGAAGAAAGCGAUCAACAUGGAGUAAGGUUAAAGAUGAGGUUUUAGCGAGGUCGUUUGUUACUAUCAGCGAUGAUCCAAUCAUCGACAAUUAUCAGAAAGUAGAUGUUUUCUGGGGUCGUAUUGCAAGUAACUACAAUGAGAAUCGUCCUCUAGCUAUACCCAAUAGAAUUGCUAGUGUCAUACGAUCGCAUUGGCACAAUACCAUACAAAUAAAGGUAUAUCCCUUCAACACAAAUUACAAUAGUAUUUAUAGUGCGUAUCAUAGCGGCCACAGUAAUGAGGACAUAUUGCGGUUUGCGUAUGAAAAAUAUCACAAGGAAAAUAAUGGCAAUGCAUUUAAUCUCGAGCAUGUAUGGAGAAUCGUAAAAGAUCGUCCAAUAUUUACUCCACAGUCCGUUGAUCACCUUGUUGGCAAGGACCUCGGAGUCAGGGGUAAGCAACACCUCAUCUAA
Molecule: messenger RNA, 579 nt
Organism: Zingiber officinale
Lineage: Eukaryota; Viridiplantae; Streptophyta; Magnoliopsida; Zingiberales; Zingiberaceae
Product: glutathione S-transferase T3-like
Exons: 2
Coding region: 1-579 (192 amino acids)
Source: RefSeq, a predicted model, not a curated record